AUGGAAAGCAAUACGGGCACGCAAGCCCAGAAAGAACCUGCGAAGAGAGAUGCUUUCACAGAGCUCCUCUCCCCCAAACCCAAGCAAGCGAAGCACGCGAGCAGCAACCCCUCAACCACAGCCACCCAGACGAAGAACACAUUCGGGUUUCGAGACGCCCUGGGCGCAUAUAUCACGAAACCGGAAUCCUACCCGUCCAAUGUAGUCGUAUCCUACACCGAUGACUUCGUGGUCAUCCAUGACCUAUUCCCCAAGUCUACACUGCACCUUCUCCUCCUCCCGCGCGACCCCGUGAAAAGCCGUCUGCAUCCCAUUGAAGCCCUCGAGGACGCGGAGUUCCUCAAAAGGGUCAAACAGGAAGUGAACCGGCUCCGGACGCUAGCUGCAGGCGAACUGCGACGGAAAUACGGCAAGUAUUCGGCGCAGGACAAGGAGCGACAAGAAGCGAUGAAUACCGAUCCGCCGCCGGAGACGUUGCCCGAGGGCAGAAACUGGGAGCAGGAUAUCAUGUGUGGGAUACAUGCGCACCCGUCAAUGAACCACUUGCAUGUCCAUGUUAUCUCGGUGGACCGGUACAGUGAUCGUCUGAAGCACAGGAAGCAUUACAAUAGUUUUUCUACGCCGUUUUUUAUCGAUAUUAAUGAUUUUCCUCUGGCGCAGGAUGACCCGCGGAGACACCCCGAUCGACAAGGCUAUUUGCGGAGGGACUUUAUAUGUUGGCGCUGCGGUCAGGAUUUCAAGAACCAUUUCACUGAGCUGAAAAAGCAUCUUGAGCAGGAAUUUGACGAGUGGAAGCGGCUGUGAGGCUUCUAGUUUUUCAUUAUUCUUUACAUCCCAAUGACGUAAAUGUAAAUUGUGAUUGGAUUUGUACAGAAUAUCAGGGUUUAAUUUCAUGUGUUCGUAUUCGGGCUUCCGAUGAAGCGACUGUUUGUACCCCAAACGCGGCUAUCAAAAAAAAAAAAAAAGGGGGGAAGAAAAGUGAAGCUCUGACGAGCU
Messenger RNA from Aspergillus ochraceoroseus IBT 24754, 996 nucleotides. Its product is annotated as DNA 5'-adenosine monophosphate hydrolase. The record is from RefSeq and is a predicted model, not a curated record. The transcript is spliced from 2 exons. Lineage: Eukaryota; Fungi; Ascomycota; Eurotiomycetes; Eurotiales; Aspergillaceae. The coding region runs from base 1 to 804 and encodes 267 amino acids. Gene Ontology annotation, molecular function: single-strand break-containing DNA binding; single-stranded DNA binding; mismatched DNA binding. Gene Ontology annotation, cellular component: nucleus. Gene Ontology annotation, biological process: single strand break repair; double-strand break repair.